UACACCUUGUAUACAUUUAAAUCUGAUGGGCCUAUGGAAUGCUACAAAGCGCUACGACGCGCUACGCUGCGUAGCGAUGGCCCUUUCAUGUUGCGACUGUGAAAAUAAAAAACGCUACGCUACGUAGCUAGUAAUUUAUCAAGUUAAUUAUUAUGCCGAUAAAUGUAAUGUAAAUAAUAAUUCAAUUUAUUUACCACAACAUCGAUGGUACCUACCUACAUUGGUACAUAGCAAACCUACCUACAUUGGUACAUAGCAAAAAGUACUAAGAGAUUGUUUGGACUAGAAUAGAUGUGGUUUUCCCGAGGGGCUACAGUAUGGGGUUCUUCAAAAAAGGAGUAUACAGGUUUUUAAAGGAUCGGCAACGCGCAUGUAAUACCUCUGGUGUUGCAGGCGUCCAUAGGCUACGUGCUCACCAUUAGGCGGGCCGUAUGCUUGUUUGCCACCGUCGUGGUAUAAAAAAAAUACAUGUACCAAUACAUCAAGUUACUUUGUGGGGUCAAACGUCUAACAGGCAUUGGCCCUGUAUUAACUUGUGUCGCAUUUUACCAACAAAUGAAAGUUGUCUAAAACUUCUUUACAUUCCUUACUCUUAUGCACAAAAUGCGAUUAUAUUUCAAACUUAAAUAUUUUCUGAAACUUCGGCAAACAACGGUAAAUAUGAAAAUGUAACAAUCUCUAGCGCUUUACUAGUCCCUAUUGCAGCCCUCAGUACGCCAGUACGCAGCUUUCCGUAAAUGGAGGCGGUCGCUCGCUCGCUCUUCGUCUGUAUAUUACGCGAUAAAAAAAAACUAAUAAUUGUAUCGACAAAAGACCUGCAAUUGGGAGUGUUCGAAAUUUAAAAUUACAACGUUAACUUUCGUUGUUUCGCGGGUGUUCGAAACUUUUAAAUUGGGUGUUUUAGUGUGGUGUUGGUGAAGUUUUUCAAGUGUUUUUAUAUGUGUCAUGGAUUGCGAUGGUGCGAUAACAAAUUAACAAGAUGCAGGGAUUACUAAUCAAACCGUUCUGAAUAAACAUGCGCAACGCAUCCUGUUGACGAAUCACUCAGCUUCUUUCAUGAAACAAAUGAAUCCGGUCUACACAACCGCCCAGGAAUGCCGCACGAGGCGAUGAGCGACGUAGCAAAAUGGCUCAUGAACAUUGGAAGGCAUGGAUGAAAAUUGCCUGCACCGUAGUACUCCUCGCUACAAGUCUGGCAGACUUUACCACAGAAUGCCAGAGACCCUGCGACUGCCGGUGGCAAUCUGGCAACAAAGCUGCCAUCUGCUCAAAUUCCAGCCUAAAAUCUGUUCCUGCCAACCUAAGCAACGACAUACAAAUCUUAGACUUAUCCAACAAUAAUCUGCUCACCUUACAUCAAGAAGCUUUCAAGAAAGUCGGCCUAAGUAACCUUAAAAAACUUUUCUUAAAAGAAUGUAACAUAGAACUUGUACAUAAAACAGCAUUCGCUACACUAGCCAUAAUGAUAGAACUCGAUUUGUCUAGAAAUCGAAUUCGAAAUCUGCACCCGGACACCUUCAAAGGCACGGAGAAACUUCGUCUAAUAAACCUGAGCAAUAAUUUGAUCGACAAACUUGAGGACGGCGUAUUCCGCAACUUGAAGUACCUGCAGAAAGUCGAAGUCAGCAAUAAUAAGAUCGUUCGUAUCGGAACUAAAGCUUUCGUCAACUUGCCUCAACUAAAGAUAUUACGAUUCGACGGCAACAGUCUGAGUCAUAUGAAGCCAGAAACUUUAAUGGCCCUUCAUAACUUAUCCGGGUUGGAUCUGCAUAACAACCCGUGGCGAUGCGAUUGCAAUCUGCAAACGUUCAGAGACUGGGUGAUGACUCAUAACUUAUACACUCCCCCUACCGCCUGUGCAGAGCCCGCUGUGGUCAAAGACAAACUUUGGAACGAAUUAGACUCAUCUAAUUUCGCGUGCCGGCCUACUAUUCUGGAACCCGCUCCAGACGCAAGACUCAAGAGUUACGACGAAAACGUGACCUUAAUAUGCAAAGUCGUUGGAAACCCGAAUCCUGAAGUUGUGUGGCGUUAUAACGGCAGGGUUAUUGAGACAAGAUCUUUUGGGGAAAUCAGAUAUGUGAUGACUGAAAACACUAUGGACCUGAUAAGAUGGGUAAAUUUGACCAUUGUUAACGUCCGAUACAGCGACAGAGGAAACUAUACGUGUAUCGCCGAGAAUCCAGGCGGUCGAGAUGAAAAGACGCUAACACUAAUUUUAUCUAAAUAUGGAAGCCCUGGCACUAUUUUAGGCUUAGAUACUGACACUUUUGCUAUAUUAAUAGGCUGUUUAACAGCUCUAAUUUUAAUCGGUGCGGCUGUUCUUGGAGUAUGUUACUUCACGACACAGAAUAAUGAUUCGAAAAGACUGAUCAAGACGGAUACGUCAUCGAAUGGGGAUAUUCUGAUUGAGAACUCCGUUGCGUCUGAGUUAGAGAAGGGGUUUAAAGUGGAGGUGAACCCAGUGACGAAGCCUCCCAGAAAAUAUGAAGCUCCUGCGUCGCUGACCAGCGAAGCCACCGAGAUGUCUGAGCUGAACAGAACACUGCUAGACAACGAGUCAAUGUUAGCAUCCACCGAAGACAACAGUAGACAUCACGAUGUAGACCUUCCGAAGAUAUCUCAAGAAACACUCCUUUUAGAACGACUCACGCAGGAACACCAAGCAUAUCCUCCUGACCUGUUGUCCUUCCCUUUAAGGGGAGGAACUCAGGUAUCGCCAGCCAGCGGCUCCAGUCAAGACCGCAAAAACCUGACGGACAGCCCCAUAAAGUCUCCGGGAUACGGUGUCACUGCCAUACCACCUGGCUACAAAUUCCAACUACCAACUACGUCCCAAGCAUCAAUGACCGCUAAGGGUGGUUAUGUUACUCUUCCAAGAAGACCUAGAGGAAAUUGGUUUCCUGAAAGCACUCAUCCUCAGGUCUUCUCGACGCUUAAUGGCGUCCUACCUUAUUACGAACACUUCAAUAUGAAGCUGUUCAAUAACGGUGCAAAUUAUUAUAGCUUGAAUAAAAGCGAGAUGGAUUUAGGACCUAUGAAUAAGCUGAGAACAGGUUUUCAUGAUGGUUCCGAAGAAAUUGAGCCUGCACCAUCACCAGCGCCAGGGACGCCUCAUGCAACUAUUCCAAGAAGCAGUUUGAGCUCACCAAAUAUACACAACCAGUUGCUAGCUCUCCAGGCUAUGAGUUACAACGCUCUUCAAGGAAGAAUAACGAAGGCCUCAGAACAGAGGCCGCUUAGAAUAACGCUAGCGGAGAACGAAAGUCUUCUGAAAAAUCCAGUGCGAGAUUUGAGGGUAGGUUUGAGUGCAAAUAAUUUAAACAGGACACGAACGGCUCCCAAACCUCCUCCAAAACCGAGGAAAAGGGGGUCCAGUGAGUUAAAAGAACCGUUUCUUUUCAAUACUGGCGAUACCGCCACGCAAGUGUAAAGUGAUAUAGAAAUAUACCUAUGUAAUCUUUAGAUUUAAGAAACAUUUUUGUCACCUAUAAAAUAGGGAUGCUAAAAUAUUGCUCUUUUGAAUGCUAUGCCGAAUUUUAUCCUUAUAUUUAUACUAAAGUUACUAAACAGUACGAGUAUGUGGAUAAAAUAUAAGUUUUAUUAAUUACCAGUACUAACUAUACAUUUCAAUUUUAAGGCAAUAAAUCAAACAGACGGUAUUCAUACUUUUAAAAUUUUAUUCUGAAAUGCUGAAUGUCUGCUUUACAUUCUCUUAUACCAAAAUACGGCCCGAUUCGAAGAAUGAAAUACGAUACUGAUAAGUUCUGGUCUAGAGAAGUUCACUUUUAGAUAUCGUUUGUAUGUCGUAUAAUUGACAGCAGCAGCUCGAUUUGGGCAACCAAUGUCACUUUGACGUUAGAAAUAUUGGGAUCACAGCGGAAUCGAAAUAAACGUCAAUUUGACAUGUCGUUUAGAAAACGAUCUUUUAAAUAUCUUUCCAAGAUCUUAAACGUGUCUUAAUCAUUCUUCGAAUCGGGCCGAUAAUUUGAAACAUUUACAUACAUAUAAACAUUUGAAAAAGUUGCCGGGUCGGAGCGCCUGACACGUCAUUUGCUAUGACGGCUGAUCGGUGAUCACGUGGCGUUUUCUAUAGAAAACGUAGCGCCGAAAGCUCCGGCCCGGCCCUGGCCCGGUCUAGCGUGAGUCAUCCUUUAGUGUGUAUGUGUAAGGGAGACUGAGACCUGGAGAUUGAACUUAUGAUCUCAUUUUACUUAGCUGGAUAUUUACUUGCACCUACUGCUGUGAAUCUUUACUUAAAAGUUCUACUAAUCAAGUCGAUUUAUAAUAGCUGGCGCGAGAUUUAUAAACAUUCGGCACUUACUAUUUAAUUUGUACUCCUAAUAGUGCUCCUAGACUGGCAGAUUUUUUAAUGAUAGGUCACAUAGGAGGCAAGCGGGCAGACGAACUGCGUAAGCAAUUACCAGACAACACCAGAGGGCUUAUAAGUGCGUUACCGGCCUUUUCUUGAAGGUCCGGAAAUACCUGUAAGUCACAAGUACCUACAACAUUAUACCGGGUGUGGUCUGUAACACGAGCAAAGAAUUAAACUGUAGGCUCUACUCCUCAAACUAAACAACAUUUGCUCAGCAACUUUUAAAAAUAACUUGUAUAUUGACUUUUAGAACGUUUUAAAGUUUGUUCUAAGACGCAAUGUAUUGCGAAUUCUUUUGACUGACUAGCAACGUCAAUUAGACUGAUGAGAGGACAUCACAUUGAAAUUACAUUGAAGGUAAUAUUUAUUUACAAAGUCACUGAACAAAUGUCGGUUAGUUUGAGGACUACCUACAUUUAAUUUUUUUGCUCGUGUUACAGGCCACACCCGGUAUAACAUUAUCCAUAUUAUGAUGUUGUCCCUGUCACACGAUGCUAUUUAACAUUAUAUAACUUUUUUUUUUAUUACGAAAAGAUAAGCAUUUGACCACAAUCUCACCUGAUGGAAAGUGCCAGUUACUUGAGCACAUUAAAAAUAAUGGUCCGAGAUGUUUAAGUUUUUUAACAUUAUCCAGUCUCCACCAAAAUAAUAGGUGUAAAAAAAGUAUAAUGUUUAAACGUGUCUGUAGACAUUUUGUUCCACUGCUGGUCUAGUAACCGGGAUGAUUUUUAUAAAUUUAUGUGGAAUCAGAUAUAUGGAGAAUAUGUUAGAUGAGAAAAGUUAUAUGCAACAGAUAAGUUGUAUAAGUUUUUGUAUGAUGUUGUAAAUUCUUUCGACCCUAUUCAAACUUCAAGAUAGGUACGUCAAAUAUUAGGUCUAGCAGAUACGACCUGAAUCGGAUAUGUUAAUGUCAAAAGUGUGUUUCUUCCAGAGACAUGUCAGUCGCUUCGCUUGAUAGACAGAUGAAGUGUGCGAAAGGGAAGCCAUGACGUAUAUGAACAAGCCAUAAGUGCAAAAGAGGCAGACUACAUAUGAGAAAACGUAACCAAUUUUGAGUUCGAAGGCGGCCGAGGCGGCCAAAAUCAUAUUGCCGUAUUUUUUAACGUGAAAAAUAUAAGCGAAUCAAAAAGAAAAAUAUAUAUUAAGUAAUUUAGUGACGAUGGUGUCAUGUUGUGUGCCGGGUUGUAGUGUUUCAGGGCCAAAAACCCCAGGAAAAUACUCAUUUCACAGGUAAUUAUGAUAUUCCUAGCGAAAUUUUCGUAACGAUAUUUUAUCAAAUUAACAGCAUAAAAAGUGUAAAAAAGCCAAUUAUAACAGUUCAUUAUAAGUUUUUCUUCAAUUGUGUGUUAAUAUUUCAUCAUAUUAGUCAAUAAUUUAGAAUAUUUUGUGUAAAAACCUAAACUGUUACUUUACGCUAGGUCUUGACAAAAUGUUCAUAUGACUGUAUCGAUAACUUGUCGGUAUAUUAGUAGGUAUGGAAUUAGUUGUUCACAAGACAUCAUUAAGAUAUUACCUUUAUAACCGACUUGAAAUAAUAACGAUUGUUAUAAUACCUUUUUUGAACGUGUACAUGUUUAGCGAUAAAUUUAAACUUCACUUUCCAACACAGUACUUACAUUUUAACCACUUUUCCACGGCUUUGCCUCCAACACAAGGAAACACAAGACAGUGUAUACUUGUACACAGCGUAUUCACAUCCAACCCAAGUUGUCAGCAGGAAAAGGCGCGAAAUUCAAAUUUUCUUUGGUAAGUCAACUCUUUGCGAACACAUUUUCAAACAAGUUCAACUUUAUCAUUUUCAACUUUUUCAAACACAUUUGAAAAAGUAGUCGAUAAAGCAGUUAAACAUCGAUAGAUUAUUAAUAUGUUGUAACAUGACAUCACUAUUUUUGUUCGCACAUAGACAAUUUACGCACACACUUGGAUUUCAUUUUUGGUCACACUUUCGAAGUUUGACAGUCGUUCUAUACUAUCCUAUUUCUAUGGUUUCUUCAAACAAAAACUUCACUUUUGACAUUGACAUAUCCGAUCCAUAUCGUAUCUAGACCUAGUAUUUAACGUAUCUUAAACUUCGAAUCGGGGCGUUUACCUAUUUGUUUUGCGUUUAAAUA
Messenger RNA from Cydia pomonella (codling moth), 6486 nucleotides. RefSeq lists its product as uncharacterized. Gene Ontology annotation, molecular function: protein binding. The record is from RefSeq and is a predicted model, not a curated record. The transcript is spliced from 5 exons. The coding region runs from base 1127 to 3433 and encodes 768 amino acids. NCBI's taxonomy places the organism in Eukaryota, Metazoa, Arthropoda, Insecta, Lepidoptera, Tortricidae.